Cimex lectularius (bed bug) is the source of this 2193-nucleotide messenger RNA. RefSeq lists its product as uncharacterized. Gene Ontology annotation, cellular component: ciliary basal body. The coding region runs from base 200 to 2146 and encodes 648 amino acids. The transcript has 4 exons. Gene Ontology annotation, biological process: cilium organization. Lineage: Eukaryota; Metazoa; Arthropoda; Insecta; Hemiptera; Cimicidae. The record is from RefSeq and is a predicted model, not a curated record.
AUUGACAAAACAGGGCCGGGCCGGGUGGCCCUUUGUUGGGAAACGGCGGCCAUGGCAACCGCGCCGCCCCGGCCUCCGGACAGCCAGCCGCCCCCGCCUCCACCUCCGACGACCUAGUCGUCAACCAGCGCCUCCGAGAAGGUUUCACCCAACCCGGACGACUUUUCAUCGCCGUUCAGGAUGUGACCGCCGAGCCAAAAUGUCUCUCAACUUCCACGCCAAUCAGUAUGAAAGAAGCUUCAGGUCGAACUGCCUCGGGAACUGGGAAGUCAGCAAGUGGUACCCGCAUGAGCGUCCGCGUGCGAGGAGAGGUCACACUAAGGUCAUCGCGGACGACAGGGGUCAUCUUCUCCCGGGCGUCCCGAGGAUAGAGCCCUGGGGCCAUUUCAGAUCUACUUGGCAGCUGCCGAAGCGCAUUACCAGAAAACUGGCUAGGGACAUCAACACCCUGCGUCCCCCAGGAAAAAAACACUUGACUUCUUGGGAGAAACGGUCAUCUCAUAUACCGCUCAUCGAGAAGACCUCCACGCCGCCAUUGCCAUCCGCUGGAAAGGAGAAGCGAAUCAGCUCGUCCAAGAAAGAGAUUCCGAUAGUCGAUGAUACGGACUUGAAGUUGAACGAGUACCAGCCGUACCAGAAGGAUGAAAAUGACUAUUCCCCUCAGAUGGGCGCUGACAGGACUACAAAAAUCGUCGACACGGCGCAAAGAGUUAGAGAAGAUAUUGAAAGCUAUAGUCAGAGUGUUAGAGGGACACCUCCCAAAAAAGUGGAGGCACCGAUGACCGACGAAAGCCGUCACAGUUCGGCCAAAUCGAGGAAAAGCUCCAAGUCGUCGAGGGGGGACUCGCCGAAACGCGACUCAACGCCCCGGGCGAGUCACGACUACCUCGGCCCCCAGUACGCGAAGGACCAAGCCCAAGACAACUUGAAGCACCAGCCUCUGCCGGAUAUGAUAAGCGACCAGAUAUUCCAAUCGAUGCAGAUGAAAAGCGAAAAGUACCCAGGGCUAGGGAUCGACAAGUCGCCUAAAGCGACGGCGGUCGGGCACAAGAAAUUCGUCUCCCCUGGGCCGACACAAUGCAGCAAGCUUAAAGUCUACAGGCCGAAGACCGCCUCGAAUAAACUCCCCCCGGCCAAAUUGUCGGACAGGCCCAAGACGGGGAUCUCCAAGUCCCUCGGCGAAAUCGACCUCGCCAUCUGCUGGGACCUCGUCCCAGCAAAUCCUCACGACGAGCCGAAAAGGCCGACGCACAUCGACGGCAGCAACGGUUCCAUAGCGCCUUCUGUGUUCACAAUCGUCAAACCGAAAGAAGACACUUCUCUUUUUCCGACCAGACAGACGUCCCCUACAGACAUCGCGAAAAAGAUGGAGGAGACGGAAAAGGAGAAAGAAACGUUGAGGAAGGCGAGGCCCGCCUGGGAAAGCGAAAACCCGCCGUCUCGCGAAAAACCCGUCAACCCUUCCGCCGUCAUGGACAUCAUAAACAACAACCUGGAAAUCGCCAGGAAAGAAAACAAGAUCAACGAGGAAUUCCGCAGGUCCAUCAGUUCGGGAAGGUGUUCGGACCAGAACGCCAACAGCCACAAGAAUUCUCUGGCCGGCUGUGAAGAGAACCACAACCCGAACGUACCGAGUCAGAAAAACUCAGACAACGGAAGUAAAAAGUCGAACAAGAAUUCCAUCUCCUCUCUCGAUUCGGACAAGCUCGCAAAACAAAAACACUUCAGGAGUUCUCCAAAUCUAACGACUGUAGGCGUUGAAAGCAAUAAAUCCAAACAUAAAAUGCUUUUCUCACGGCCGUGCAUCGCGUGUGAGACGAAAUUGCCACUGGAUUCACACACCAAGUCCAAAAACGAUUACAAAAUGGCGUUUAAAGCAGGUGUCCCGACUUCUGGGACGCAUUCCCAUCGCGUAGACAGCUCGGGCUCCAAAGCCUCGUCAAAGCAGCUUUCAAUACCUAAGCCAAAAAAGCCUUUUGCAGCGAGAAGUUAUUCGAUUAACACACUGGCACCUCCGUUUUCUCUAUGGCCCGGUACCACGGGGAUGGACUACCCUGAACACUGGCGUUUGGCCUCCGUGUACCAACAUUCUUACAAACCAAUCGAGCAGAGAAAAAAACCUCUUUUGCAAGGUAUUUUCCACUGAUCGAUCCAAAGAAUUUUAAAGGGUGUCAUGUAAAUAAAAAAGAAAAA